Molecule: messenger RNA, 3825 nt
Organism: Solea solea (common sole)
Lineage: Eukaryota; Metazoa; Chordata; Actinopteri; Pleuronectiformes; Soleidae
Gene: frmpd2
Product: FERM and PDZ domain containing 2
Exons: 29
Coding region: 172-3627 (1151 amino acids)
Cellular component (GO): cytoskeleton
Molecular function (GO): protein binding
Source: RefSeq, a predicted model, not a curated record
AGACGAUUGAUCCGUCAAGUGUGACAAUUAAUGCUAUGACGGACAGAAGACAGAGGUGGGUGGAAUGGCAGCAGCAGUGGAUGCAUAUAGUUGGAAGGAUUAAAGUGGCGGAUGUCUGAGGGAAUUUAAGAGGAAUCUCUUCACGUAUCGGAUGAAAUAAGACGUGGCAGGAUGGGUACGUUUGUGACCCUGGCAGAGGUGUUGGAGGGCCGGGGUUCACCACUGGAUGAAGAUGAGGUCUGGUGCCUGCUGCUCGCCACCACUGAGGCUCUACUGGACAUCUCCAAGAAACGUUCGGGCAACAUGUACAGUGUGCUAAGCCCAGGCUCAUUGCUGCUAUCAGCUAAUGGGAGUUUGGCCCUCAAGAGUUGUGCACGAAAUGAAGACGUGGCCUCCUUCACAGCUCCUGAGGUCCAACAGGUUCAUGCCACCUCCACCAGGAAUCAAGCCGAAAAGAUGGUUGUGUAUUCACUGGGGAUGACUCUUUACUGGUGCGUUGACUAUCAUCUUCCUCAUAAUCAGCCGGUCCAGCUGAGCUCGGAGCUGGAAGGUUUGCUGCUCAGCAUGUGCGAGGAGAUGGUGGUGAGAAGGCCCGACCUCCUGACCGUGCUUGAGACCUGUGAGCUUCACCAUAAGGCUGCGAUGCUGCCUCCAGCUGAAUGCCUUAUAAGACAGCUAGUUGAAGAUGUCUACAGAAACUCAGAUGAUCACAUGCCCAUGGCUGAAAAUGGAUCUAAGCUAACAGACCGCAGUCAAAUGGUCAGAGACAGAUUACACAGGGGAUCUUUUAGUAACUCAACAUGGGCGCUGAAGAAGAAGAUUUCUAGCACAUUCUCAGUGGCUUACCCAUCCGAGCCUAUGGGCUUUCCAACGCAAGGUCGAAACAGGGAGACGUACGGCAGCUGGCAGCAGCUGAACCGCAGCCCCUGCAGUCCGUACUUGGACGGUAAUCGAAACAGCAACUUAAGAUCCCUGGCACAGUUUGAGUCUACAGUUAGUCUGAAUGAAAAGAGAGUGAAGGACUUUGGCCCCGAGUUCAUUAGAAUGUUAGAUGAAGCACUUGUUGUCUUGGAGCUGCCCGGAUCAAUCGUGUCAAAGAAAGGGAAAUCUCCAACCACUCAGCGAGAGAUAAGUGUGGUGAUGCCAAACGGUCAAAGCAUCCUGGUCAAGUGUGAGGUGAAAUCCAGAGGAGGCGACGUCUUUGACAUGAUUGUGGCUCACUCCAACCUGAUGGAGCAUUUCUACUUUGGCCUUGCUUACACUGAUGAUAAUGAGUUCUUCUUCCUGGACAACGACACAAAGAUUUCCAAGGUCGCACCAGAUAGCUGGAAGAAAGUGCCUACCGCCACCUUUGUUCUCUAUUUCAGGGUUAAAUUCUUUGUCAGUGACAUUUCCCUUCUGUUGCACAAUCAGACCCGUCACCAGUACUACCUCCAGCUCAGGAGAGACCUUUUGGAUGACAGGCUGUCGUGCCAUGAGGAGACAGCUCUGUAUCUGGGAGGGCUGGCACUGCAGACAGAGUAUGGGGACUGCAUGCCUGAGGUGUUCGGUAGGAACUACUACCGCCCUGACCAGUAUGUCCCCAAGAGUGUGAUGGAGAAACGUGCCUUGCCUUACAUUCAAGAGGAGCUUAUUCGACUUCACUCCAACAACGCUCAGAUGCUGAGUGAUGAAUCCAAGCUCGAGUUCCUCAAAGUGUGUCAACAGUUGCCUGAAUACGGUGUAUUCUUCCACCGUGUGACACGUGAAAAGAAGCCAAUAGAAGGAGAGAUUAUCCUCGGGGUUUGUGCCAAAGGAGUCAUUAUCUGUGAGGUAAAAGAUGGCAGCAGAUCCACCAAUCAGAAUUUCUACUGGAGGGACACUGCAACCAUCUCUUCAAAUAGGCGGAAAUUUGUAGUAGAGAGUCGUGGCUGCAAGAAGAAGUCUACUUUCAUCACAGAAAGUUCAAAGAUAGCCAAGUAUCUGUGUAACCUUUGUUCAGCCCAACAUAAAUUCAACAAUGAGAUGAACUCUCGUCAGCUCAGCCACAGCCUCACCUCAGAAUCAAAUAUGGUGCAAUAUGCGGGACUGUGUCGUGGCCAGAGCAACCAGCUCAAGUCUGUCUCGUGCUCAGAGACACCACAGGAUGAAAGUGGUCUAACCACACCUCGGGACGAGUCCCUGUCCAAGAUGUGUGAUGACCUCACGGCCAGGGUUGAGGCUCGCAUUAAACAGCAGCGCCAAAUCAACAAUGAGCAGAGUACCUUCUUCAGCAGCCAGCGCAGUAGCCCUGCGGUGCGUUCCCCAGGAUUCUCUCACAGGAGUGUAUCUGAAGCUCCCUCUGGUUCUCCAGCAGCUAGAGAAACCCCAACUAAAAUGAGGUCGUCAUCAGAGCGAGAAGUCAUAUGUGUGUCUUUAAAGAAAGACCCAAGGCUUGGCCUUGGUAUAAUAAUAGUGGGCGAGGACACAGUUGGAUGUUAUGAUUUGGGCAUCUUUGUUGCUUCUAUUGUGCCUGGUGGACCAGCUGAUAAGGAUGGACGCAUCAGACCAGGUGGUCGCCUGAUCUCUCUGAACCACGUCAGCCUGGAGGGGCUCACCUACAGUGAGGCGGCAGAGGUCAUGCAGAGCAGCCCAGAGGAGGUGCAGCUCAUUGUCUCACAGCCAAAAGUUCGCCUCAGUCCCAACUGCGAGCGCUCACCUGUGCUGAGAAACUACGAAUCCCAGAAUAUGGUGAUGGCAGAUGGCCGAUCAGACGACAACAGCGUGGAUGAGGUCAUUUCAGUCAUGAUGACACCGAAGACCGCUAACAGGCUACACGUCCCUGUUGACGUACGAGUCCUUGGAGCACAGGAUGCGUCUUCUCUGUCGUCGUCCUCCCUGAACUGUGUGAGACCUGAGGAGAUCACUGUGGAGCUCAGGAAGAUGUCAGGAAGUCUAGGCAUCAGCAUCUCUGGUGGCGUCGACACAAACCUUCCUAAUGGAGGGAUUUACAUCAAGAGGCUUGUUUCUGGAGGAGCAGCUGAGAGAGACGGACGCAUACAUAAAGGCGACAGACUGUUGGAGGUGGAUGGUGUUAAUUUCCAGGGCGUUACUUACCAGCAGGCUGUGGAUUGUCUGAGUAAAACUACUGAGGUGGUUACCAUGGUUGUGGAGAAGGAGCUGAUGAACCUGUCCACGGUUUCUCUCAGUGCGGACACCAGCAGCAGUGUGUCCAUUAAGAGUCUCAGUCCAGCGUCCAGCAGGCCCAGACUCAAGAGCUCCUCGUCCACCAGCACUCCUCCAAACACGAUCAGCGAGCGACGCAAAGGCUACAGCUUUGUCACUGAUGAAAACACCCAGGAGGUGACGCUGACUAAGAAUGCCAGUGGCCUGGGCUUCAGUUUCCUCAUGUGCGAGGUGGAUCCGCCCACCCGGGAGUUUAGCAGCCUGGUGCGCAUAAAGGAGCUUUUCCCGGGUCAGCCGGCUCAGCAGAGCGGCACAAUCCAGGAGGGAGACGUCCUGUUGGCCAUCAACGGCCAGUCACUCAAGGAGCUCUCCUAUCCAAAGGUGCUAAAAUUGUUCAAGAAUUCACCACCUGAAGUUCGACUGACACUCUAUCGGCCUCCCCCUGGGCUUCUUCCCUCCAUCGAUCAGUUCCCCGGCACAUGAGCAACCUCACAGCGAUGGGCGGAAGGAAACAAGGCUGUUUUUUCAAGAGCAUCGACGUGACCUCACUCGACACCAACGCUGCAGAAAGGUUCAUUGAAGGGACCCACAUGGAUCAGGAAGUCACAGUGGUUGGACGCUGUAUGACACCAUCGUGUCAAAUUCUGUGGGAUUAUGAAGCAGAUGUGUGGAUUAAAAAGG